Anneissia japonica is the source of this 2360-nucleotide messenger RNA. Its product is annotated as TOG array regulator of axonemal microtubules protein 1-like. Gene Ontology annotation, cellular component: cytoplasmic microtubule; cilium. The transcript is spliced from 4 exons. The record is from RefSeq and is a predicted model, not a curated record. Gene Ontology annotation, biological process: microtubule cytoskeleton organization. Lineage: Eukaryota; Metazoa; Echinodermata; Crinoidea; Comatulida; Comatulidae. The coding region runs from base 189 to 2360 and encodes 723 amino acids. Gene Ontology annotation, molecular function: microtubule binding.
ACCAUGUAAACUGUUGACUGCGCUAGGUAACUUAGCAGAUCUUCAUUAAAUGUUCGCAUUGUAGACAAUUAGGAUCUAGUUGACAAUUAUUUCUGAUAAUACUACUGAAGGAUGGGAAUGGCGAGAAAUUCUGUUAACGUUAAAGGUUUGAACUUUAUCGUCUGAAGCUAAUUUUAAUCACAUUUUUGAUGGCCGGAACGGUUGCCAGGCCAAACGUACACAACCUCGGCGACCGUGAUGUUCUUCGAAAGGAUCAUCGAGGCGAUCACCGACAAAUAUUAGGUGAUAUAAAGUCUCCUCAAAGCAUGGAAGAGAAUGAAAUUCUUGAUCAGUUAGAAGAUAAUGAUUCGUUUCACAAAACAGAGGUUUUGAAUUCAUUACGUAGCAGUAUACACAGUAAUGAUGGGCAGUUACCGUUUCAGGACUGCUCGAUAUUUUUCAAGCGUUUGCAGUCCAUUCUUAUUGACACAGACUGGGAUGUCAGGCAUCAAAGUAUACAACUUAUAUCUGAUGUUAUACCCCACUUGAGUACUGAUCUUGACAGAUGCAUGACUUUUGUUAUGCCCCAGUUAAUUAACAAUCUUGGAGAUAAUAAAGUUGCAAUACGAAAAUCAGUAAUUCAAACGCUUCAUGUUUACAUGAAAUAUACACUUAACGUAAGACAAAUAUUUGAUGCUCUUGUAAUUUAUGGACUUGAAAGCGAUGAUGCCAAGGUUAGGACUGAAACAACUGUUAUGUUACCCAUGUUACUAACACCUGAAUUUUCCAAGGAAGACUUAUCAAGCGUUUCACUUUCACUAGCUCGAAAGCUUUCCGAAAAUAAAGACGAUCCAGAAAUUGCAAAUUUCGCUUUAAAUAGAAUACGUAAUUUGGUAGGCGAUAAUGAGUUUUGUUCUUAUGUGGAUAACUUUACGCCGCCUGUAAAGCAGGCUUACUAUCGGAAGGCAAGUAGGGCGAGUAUAUCUAGUGCUCGUAGUGAUAUCUCGGAAAUUGAUAUUUCAACGCCGGUGUCAACUGAUUCCUCAAAACGCCGUGUAUUGGUCAGACAAUCAAAUAAAUUCACUCAAGAUAAAGCAAUUCUGACUGAGCCAUUGACAAGACAGUUAUCAGACGAACAUUGGAAAGUUCGCUACAAAGGUGUUGGGGAACUUCGCUCUGUUUUACAAUCUUCACCAGACACCUCUAGGAUUAUACAGGAAUUUCAGGCUAUUGUUGGCUUCCUUUGCAAUUUGUUAGAUGAUACUAAUUUCAAAGUUGUUCAAGGGUCUUUAGAUAUUUUCCAAGUUCUUGUUGACAGAUUAAAGACGGAUAUAAAACCAUUUUUGAAAUUAGUAAUCACCGCAUUAAGUAAAAGGUUCGGUGACUCAAUGGUUGUGGUUCGUCAAGCUGUAAUGAAAGUAAUGAUGCAGCUAAUGCAAAUUCUGUCUCCACAACCUGUCCUCGUAGUACUAUUUGAAAGCUUACAGAACAAGAAGUCGAGUGUUCGGGAAGGAGUAUUAAAUAUAACAAUUGCAACACUUUUAAAAUUUCCAAGUAAUGAUUUUGAUCUAGGUGAUUUAUCUAGGGUAAUCGCACCGACUCUCAGUGACCACAAGCGAAGAGUACGGCAAGCCUCGCUAGAAACAUUUGCGGUGCUUGCCUCGGCAAUGGGUCCAAAUAAAAUCGGACCCCUUAUUUCCGCUGUCGAUCAAGUAGAAUUACAGAUGGAAGAGGAAGGGGUGAUGCGAGCCGUGCAAGCCAGACUUGCACGUCGUCAGCUUCCAAAAGUACGUGGUGACGGAUUAGUUGAACAUGCAACAAUGAUGCCAUCCUCUGCCACAGCAAGAGCAUCUUCAUCAUGUAGUUAUGAUGUUUUAUGGAUUAUGAAAGCUGCUGGUGGGACCACGCAGAGUGCUAGAGAAAGAACUGAUCAUUCUUUGGAAUUAGCAGAACUCUCUGAUGCAGCACCUCAGAAGCGCUUCUACAGUGCGGGAAAAGGAAGGGUAAAGCUUCCGUGGGGAGAAGAUAAUGAAAAUAGGAUUCAAUUAAAUGGCAGUCAGAGUGACAGGGCCCAUGCCAACAGUGCCCCCAGCCAUCAGCAUGAAGAUGACCGAUGGUCCUACAGAGCUCGGCAUAAGUGGACAAGUAUUGAUGCCGAUUCACACGGUCUUACAGAGUUGGCCUUUCCUACCCGUAGAAGACAAGUUCCCAAAGAUAAGAGUGCUAAUUCUCGAGAAAAAUCACCGGAAAUAGGUGUUAGUACCGGGUCAUAUCGUCAGAUGCAUCUAAACAUGUUGAAACGAGCCUCAAUCUCAUCUAACACAAACUCAGAUUACGGAAGUCAGAGUGCACCACCAACUGAACGAGAGCUGUCAAGGUGA